UACAACGAGCACCACAAAAUCUACUUCCUGUGCAACUUCCUGUAAAUACAUUGGUUCAAAACAUUAACAGACGUAUCAUCCAGCUCUGAUAAAUUUUCAGACUCUUGUCCCUGAUCACUCAUCAUGAUGCGUUACUGGGGUGAGAUACCCGGACCUGCGGGGGCUCCUCCGAGUCGCAGCUCCUUUGACCUGCUCCAGCGCGAGUUCCGCUCUGUGGAGAUGCAGGACCCUCCCCUGCACCAGCCCUCGGCCCAGCGACCGAGGCCUACCACCAUGUUGGACAUCCCGUCGGAGCCCUGCAGCCUCACCAUCCACACAGUGCAGCUGUGUCAGCACGCCCGCCGUCUUCGUGGUCUACUGGCGACGGCUCAGGCCCAGGGUCAGGGCACAGGGCUGCCUGAAGGGGGGAGCAGGCUGGAGGAGACGGAUGCCAGCCUGCCUCUGCGUCCUCCCACCCCACCGGUCAUGCCAGAUGACCUGCUGCCUGUGGACAGCAAAGCCCCCCGGCAGCCCUUCCAGCUCCGACACAGUGACCCAGAGAGUGACUUUUAUAAGGGUAAAGGUGAGCCCGUCACAGAGCUCAGCUGGCCCUCCUGCAGACAGUUCCUCUAUCAGUCAGUAGCCACUGUCUUGGCCCAUGCUGGAUUCGAGUCAGCCCAGGAGAGCGUGCUGGAGACCCUGACGGACAUGGUCCAUGAGCAUUACCUGCGCGUCACAUGCCUGCUGCGAGUGGCCGUGGACCGGGAGGCUCGGCUGGGAGCGAGCCCCUUCCCAGACGUGGUGGAGCAGGUGUUCCACGAGACGGGCAUAGGCAGCGUGCUGGCCCUGCAGCGCUUCUGGCAAGUCCGAAUCAAAGACUAUCACAGCUACAUGCUGCAGGUGAGUAAGGAUCUGUCCGAGGACUACGAGCGCCUGGUUAACCCAGAGAAAGCUCUGGAAGACGCCAAGCCCCCCAGAAUCAAGGAGGAGCCCAUGAGUGACAUCUCCUUCCCCGUUAGUGAGGAGCCUGAGGCCGACCUGGCCUCUGGGGACCAGGCCCUGCCUAUGGGGGUCCUUGGGGCCCAUGGUGAGAGGCUGGCUGGGGGCCUGGAUGCAGACCAUUCCCCUCACACCUCAGGUGGGGGCGGGGCCAACAACUCCCCACUGUGGCCGCAGGUAAAAAUGGAGCCGCAGGACACCGACGAAGGCCAGAGCGCCGGGCAUCAUCAUCAGCACCACCACCACCACCACCACCACCUGGGUGGAGACGUGUUCGAGGAGGGCGGGCCCAUGUCCACCAUGAGCGAAUCGGGAGGAGCCAUGGCGCCCUCCCCUGCAGGGGCGGCAUCCGAAGGCAGCUACGCUUCCCAUUCGCCAGACUCGUUAAUGGGGACCUCGCCUGUAUUCAACCAAAGACCCAAGAAAAGGUCGAGGAAGAUGUGAGGCUCCGAGGAGUGGACUCCGACGCGCUAGUCUCCCCGACAUUAAAAAACUAGCAAUCCGCCAGGGAAAUCCAGCAGCUGUUCAGUGAAGAGCUGCACAGAUUGCUGUGGUCAAAGAACUGAACUUCAGAGGGGAAAAUGUAUUUUGUAGUUUUGUAUUUGUUUAUAUGAGUGUAGUUAAUCUCACAGUCGUUGCCAUUAAUGGAGUCAUUUGGAUUAUUGUCAAAAGAAUAAAAAAUGAUUGUUCAUCUAAA
Molecule: messenger RNA, 1675 nt
Organism: Labrus bergylta (ballan wrasse)
Lineage: Eukaryota; Metazoa; Chordata; Actinopteri; Labriformes; Labridae
Gene: supt7l
Product: SPT7 like, STAGA complex subunit gamma
Cellular component (GO): SAGA complex
Molecular function (GO): transcription coactivator activity; protein heterodimerization activity
Source: RefSeq, a predicted model, not a curated record